Messenger RNA from Acanthosepion pharaonis, 1326 nucleotides. The record is from the annotation of a GenBank genome assembly. NCBI's taxonomy places the organism in Eukaryota, Metazoa, Mollusca, Cephalopoda, Sepiida, Sepiidae.
AUGGAUGCUCAGAUUACUGCUUGCUUUGUACGGGAUAUAAGGUUCCCCACUUCGCUGGACCUACACGGCUCAGAUGCUAUGAAUAGGCAGCCGGAUUAUUCUUGCAGCUUCGUGCAGCUGAAAACAGACAGUGAGUACGAAGGAAAUGGUUUCACAUUUACGGUUGGACGAGGUAAUGAAAUCGUAUGCUGUGCAGUAGAGGCCCUCAGUAAGUUAGUGAUUGGAACGAAAGUGAAAGAUAUUCUUGAUGAUUUUGCUUCAUUUUGGCGCCGACUUACAAGUGAAGACCAAAUGAGAUGGAUUGGACCCGAAAAAGGUGUCAUCCAUCUUGCCACAGCCGCCAUUGUAAAUGCAUUAUGGGAUAUUUGGGCAAAGAUUGAAGGCAAGCCUUUAUGGAAACUCUUAACUGAUAUGGAACCUGAGAAGCUGGUCUCAACGAUUGAUUUCAGAUACAUAUACGAUGUACUGACUCCAGAUGAAGCAAUUGAAAUUCUCAAGGAGAUGCAACGUGACAAAUCCAAAAGAGAAAAAUACAUUUUCAAAGAGGGUUAUCCUGCAUAUACAACUUCCUGUGGAUGGUUAGGCUAUCCUGAUGAGAAGAUACGGCAGCUGUGCAAAGAAGCCAUUACAAAAGGAUUCACUCAAUUUAAAGUAAAAGUUGGAUCCAACAUAGACGAUGAUAUUCGAAGAUGUCACAUUAUCCGUGAGGAAAUUGGACCAGAAAAGAUUUUGAUGACUGAUGCCAACCAGAAGUGGGAAGUGCAAGAAUCUAUUGAGUGGAUGAAGAAACUAGCAGUCUUUAAACCGGUUUGGAUUGAGGAACCAACAAGUCCUGAUGAUGUUUUGGGACAUUCUACUAUUUCCAAAGCAUUGAAGCCAUACAAUGUAGGUGUAGCAACAGGUGAGCAGUGCCAAAAUCGGGUUCUAUUCAAGCAAUUUCUCCAGAUGGAAGCUAUGCAGUUCUGUCAAAUUGAUGCUUGUCGUCUUGGAGGUGUCAAUGAAAAUCUGGCAGUUAUUUUAAUGGCAGCCAAAUUUGAUGUUCCUGUGUGCCCUCAUGCAGGUGGUGUAGGCCUAUGUGAACUUGUACAACACCUUUCUAUAUUUGAUUAUAUCAGUGUUUCUGGAAAGCUCAGAGUUUUAGAAUAUGUGGACCAUUUGCAUGAACAUUUCAAAGAACCAGUGAUAAUAAGGAAUGGCAAUUACCAAGUACCUUUGAAUCCUGGUUAUAGUGCUGAGAUGAAAGAAGAAUCCUUGAACCAAUAUGAAUAUCCUAAAGGAAGCAAAUGGCAGGAACUUUUUGCUGGAGGCUUUUUGAAGCAAGACUAA